Lytechinus variegatus (green sea urchin) is the source of this 2212-nucleotide messenger RNA. RefSeq names its product beta-1,4-galactosyltransferase 5-like. The record is from RefSeq and is a predicted model, not a curated record. The coding region runs from base 481 to 1926 and encodes 481 amino acids. Gene Ontology annotation, molecular function: UDP-galactose:glucosylceramide beta-1,4-galactosyltransferase activity. Gene Ontology annotation, biological process: carbohydrate metabolic process. Lineage: Eukaryota; Metazoa; Echinodermata; Echinoidea; Temnopleuroida; Toxopneustidae. The transcript is spliced from 9 exons.
GCAGCAAAUAUCUAUUCGAUUUGCCCAUCCAUAUAUGCGGUUCUCUCCUUUUCAACAAUGCAAAUAUGGAGCAUGCGAUGCUUGUCUAGCUACUACAACGCGUCUGAUAUUAUCACAAUACAUUGUCAUGUCUGUUGUUGCGUGAAGUUCGUGGAUCGAUUCAAAAUAUGAGCUGUACGUUUUCGUAUUAUAUGACAUUCAUAUUAUAUGCCUCGUUAUGCGUGGGGUGUAUUCAGUGCAUGUUGGAAUCAUUCGUUUUCGAAAUGUACAGUUCCAUGAAGCGCGCUAAUGCUAUUGCAGCGCUUUUUGAUACUCAAUAAAUAUGCAAUUUAUUAGGCGACUUAAUCAUCUCGUUAGGGAUGAGCAAGGCAUACAAGUGAAGGAGGAGCAACAGUAACAUAGGAACACAGAAAUCACUGAUGAAAAGAAUUAUGGAGUAGUGAAAAUCGAGAAGCGAGUGAAAGAUCGGCUUAUAGUAGUAUGAAGUCAAGGAACAUUCGGGUUAUCUACCUCAUAAUAUUAUGCACCACAACCUUUACCACCAUAUGGCUACAAAGUGUAUCACUAUCACCAGGUACAGAUUCAAAUGCUGAAUUUGCAGCACCAUUCGAAAUGAAACGCGAGAGUGGAGUUGUUGAUGUAGAAGCUACCGAAUUACAGCCGGAACGAACCCCUUUAAAUGUGGCGAGAAACAGGAAGAGAUUAGGUGCUUUAGAACUGAAGGAGCAGAAAGGUGAUUUAAAACCUUGUAUUCGUCCCUCCCUGAUUCCAGAUCACAUGGAACCUGCCCGAAAGGCUCAAACAACCACCGAUAUUGUUAACACCGAGGUUCUAGGUGCCAUGACGCAGGAAGUAAACCGUGCAACCAAACUUGCCAAUCGAACCCUGUCGAGCAUCAUCGCGAAGAGACGGAACGCGAACAAGGGGAUAGCGAGCCCCAUCGACCACAUGAUGGCGGAGCUGGACCUCGCCGUCGACGUCGGUGACUACCAGCUGCUUCCGGGCGGUCACUGGGUCCCCCUGAAAUGUCGACCUUUGUGGAAGGUAGCAGUCGUCGUGCCAUUUCGAAAUCGAGCGCAGCAUUUACCCAUAUUCCUCCGGCAUACUAUUCGUCGAAUGAAGAAGCAACAAUUGGAAUUUUCCAUCUUUGUCGCAGAACAGAAUAAUGACUUACUUUUCAACAAAGCCAUGAUGAUGAACAUUGGGUUCGUGGAGGCCCAGGAGUUCAAUGACUUCGACUGCGUGAUCUUCCAUGAUGUCGACCACCUCGCUCUGAAUGUCAGGAACUACUACGGAUGUGACAACAUGCCGAGACAUUUCGAAACCGGUGAACCGAAAUAUGAUUGGACGGUUAUGUACGACGAACUCUUCGGCGGGGCAGUUGGCGUGACAACCACGCAGUUCUACCAAAUUAAUGGAUUUUCCAACGUUUACUGGGGUUGGGGCGGUGAAGACGAUGAUUUCUACCACCGAGUUGUUGCUAGCGGAUUCGUCCCCUCCCGACCGGAAGGGCCAAUCGGUUUCUUCGAUGCGUUAGACCAUCCUGAGGAGGGCAUCAGGAAUAUAAACUUUGCAAAGUUCUGUCUUCGUUCUUAUUUCGCCGAACGGAUGGCAACUGACGGUCUAUCGAAUCUGAAGUACGAUCAACCGACGAUCGAGCUCCAUCCUCUUUAUACCAACAUUGCAGUCGAUAUCCGGAAGUUGCCGUGGAAUCCCAAAUGGACGAGGUGCGGUCUCUCCACGAUGUUAGUAAUCGUGGUAACAACGGCGGUGAUGGUGAUAUCGAUAGCACUGAUCGCAAGGACGAUUUACAGGUAUCAGAGAGAGCGGCAUCGCAAAAGAAACUUGUAUUUGAAAGUCAUGUCUGACCAGAAUGGAACAUACAAACCGCUAAACAAGGGAUGGGACGUGAAGGUGGCGGUGUGAACACGUGAUUCAUUACCACGCGUUUCAGUGGAUGCGACACAGCGUAGAGAUAACAAUUUCCUGUUAAGACCGAUGAGGGCGUGACGAAAAAUACUGAAAGAUGGAGCUAUAGGAAACAGCCAACAUUGCAACUUGAAUACCUCUCCGUGUCUUUCUGAUAAGUACAGAGCUUUGAAGUGCCAUCGACUUGACAACAUGGCGAGAUAAUUUAUAUUUCCAUGUCGACAUGUCGGGACCCGUUAUCUUACAAGAUAACAUAAUUAUCCCGCCAUGUAAACAUGUAACU